Messenger RNA from Apodemus sylvaticus (European woodmouse), 874 nucleotides. RefSeq names its product sterile alpha motif domain containing 12 (gene Samd12). Gene Ontology annotation, molecular function: protein binding. Gene Ontology annotation, cellular component: cytoplasmic side of plasma membrane. The transcript has 7 exons. Gene Ontology annotation, biological process: cell surface receptor protein tyrosine kinase signaling pathway. Bases 95 to 874 code for a protein of 259 amino acids. NCBI's taxonomy places the organism in Eukaryota, Metazoa, Chordata, Mammalia, Rodentia, Muridae. The record is from RefSeq and is a predicted model, not a curated record.
AUAUUUAGGCGAAAGCGAGGGGAGGGGGAAGCGCGGGGCAGGAGGAGUACCUCGGCCAAGAAAAUUAUGCAUGCGUUAGGCAAGCUCUGAGAGAAUGGCUGUGGAAGCUCUCCACUGUGGUUUGAAUCCACGGGGUAUUGAUCACCCUGCCCAUGCUGACGGAAUUAAACUGCAAAUUGAAGGUGAAGGGGUAGAAUCUCAAUCCAUUAAAAACAGAAAUUUCCAGAAGGUGCCUGACCAAAAAGGAACCCCCAAGAGACUUCUGGGAGAAGCUGAGACAGCAAAGUCAGCCACAGUGAAGCUGUCAAAGCCAGUGGCCCUGUGGACCCAGCAGGAUGUCUGCAAGUGGCUGAAGAAACACUGUCCAAAUCAGUAUCAGAUCUACAGUGAGUCAUUCAAACAACAUGACAUAACUGGGCGAGCCCUGCUGAGACUCACAGACAAGAAGCUGGAACGCAUGGGGAUCGCCCAGGAGAACCAGCGACAACACAUCCUGCAGCAGGUGCUCCAACUGAAGGUUCGGGAAGAAGUCAGAAACCUGCAGUUACUCACACAAGGUACCCUGCUGCUGCCCGGUGGGUGGGAAAACAGAAAAUGUUAUCAUUGUGACCGAGGGGAGCCAGGAAAACCAAAUCCAACUGCCAUCAAUGUCACCAUGACCACUGCAGAUUGUAUUGAGUAUGAACCAUGUUGUAAUGCUAUUGUGAAGAUCAAACCGUAUCAAAGGGAUCUCAACAGCAGGGAGGCUGUGACAGGGAUAGAGACUAUCGGGAAGAUAAAGUGUUACAUCAGUGCCAUUUCUGUACCUGUUCUUCACCCUCCUGUCACCCCUGGCCUGAAAGACCCCAGAGUAGAAACGUUCACCACAGCCUAG